Molecule: messenger RNA, 4177 nt
Organism: Periophthalmus magnuspinnatus
Lineage: Eukaryota; Metazoa; Chordata; Actinopteri; Gobiiformes; Gobiidae
Product: gap junction alpha-5 protein-like
Exons: 6
Coding region: 47-1216 (389 amino acids)
Biological process (GO): cell communication
Cellular component (GO): connexin complex
Source: RefSeq, a predicted model, not a curated record
GGUUUGAUCCUGCUGAAGUCCUUCUGAGGUUGAGGCUGAAUUCCUGAUGGCCGACUGGAGCCUGUUGGGAAAUUUUCUAGAGGAAGUGCAGGAACAUUCCACCUCUGUGGGAAAGGUGUGGCUGACCAUCCUGUUCAUCUUCCGGAUCCUGGUUCUGGGCACCGCGGCCGAGUCGUCCUGGGGCGACGAGCAGGAAGAUUUUAACUGUGACACUGAACAACCGGGCUGUGAGAACGUGUGUUAUGACAGCGCCUUCCCCAUCGCACACAUCAGAUACUGGGUGUUACAGAUUGUUUUCGUGUCCACGCCCAGCCUCAUCUACGUGGGCCACGCCAUGCACAUCGUCCGAAGAGAAGAGAAGAGGCGGAGUCGACAGGAGGAGCUGGAGGACGGCCGGUCUGAGAACGACCCGGGAGGGGGGCAGUGCAGAGGGGGGGCGGACAUCCAGGAAGGACAAACAGAGAAGGAGAACGUCAAGGACAAGAGAGAGGGCCAUGUGCGUCUGCGAGGGGCUCUGCUGCAGACCUACAUCCUGAGCAUCCUCAUCCGCACCAUCAUGGAGGUGGUAUUCUUGUGUCUGCAGUACUUCCUUUACGGAGUCUUUCUGAACCCGUUGUACGUGUGUAAGGCCUGGCCCUGUCCACAUCCGGUCAACUGCUACGUGUCCAGACCCACGGAGAAGAACGUCUUCAUCGUCUUCAUGAUGGCCGUGUCAGCCGUGUCCUUAGUCCUCAGCGUCCUGGAGCUUCAGCACCUGGCCUGGAAACACUGCUGCAGGCAGCUGCUUUGUGCUGGGACUGUGACAAAACCUGAGGAGCCACGUUUGACCAGACAACUCUCUCUGUCCCCGCCCCCGCCUUCAACCCCGCCCCCUGACUUCAGCCAGUGCGUCAUCGGCUCCACCCACUUUCUACCCAUGCCCUUCCCUCAGCACCGUUUGGCCAACCAGCAGAACUCCGAGAACAUGGCCACGGAGAAGAGCAACAUGGCCGCCGCGGAGGAGGACUUCCUUCAGAGCUCCUGCUACAGCCCGGGAUGGAACGAGACGGGGACGAAUCCUCCAGAGAGCGAGGCGAGCUACAACCCCCCAGCGAGGAGCGACCACGAGAGGCUCCUGCUGUGUCCCAACAUGGCCCUGGGUCAGAAAGACAAGAGACGCUACAGCAAAACCAGCGGAACGAGCAACCGGAGCCGGGCCGACGACCUCUCCGUUUAACCUUUGACCUUUAACGUUUAACCUCACGAGACACGCGCAGACUUUAUGAACCUGUACAUUGUGUAUUUAUGAACACGCGACAAUGAUCCGUAGCCUACUGUGAUGUGGUUUACCAUAUGACAUCACCGUGUUCUAUCGGCCAAUCACAUUUAACACAGAUGACAUCACACAUUCUACGGCCAAUCACAUUUAACACAGAUGACAUCACACAUUCUACAGCCAAUCAUAUUUAACACAGAUGACAUCACACAUUCUACAGCCAAUCACAUUUAACACAGAUGACAUCGCACAUUCUACAGCCAAUCACAUUUAACACAGAUGACAUCACACAUUCUACGGCCAAUCGUAUUUAACACCGAUGACAUCACACAUUCUACAGCCAAUCACAUUUAACACAGAUGACAUCGCACAUUCUACAGCCAAUCAUAUUUAACACAGACAGGGGCAGAUCAAAUGAAUAUACACACACUCGUUCAUACACCAGUGCACACAGAAACUGGGGGUGAGUUGGGUUAAGUGUCUUGCCCAAGGACACAAUGACAGCGUUCAGUAUGUGCAUGUGAGAGCUGGAUUUGAACCGUGAAUCUUUGGAUGAUAUUUGGAUCUUUGGACUGAGCGAACAGAAAUGAUCCAGUUAAACUUUUGUGAUUCACCUUUUGGAUAUUUUAUGUAAAUCAAUAAGAUUCGCUGUUACGGCCCGAGACUCUGACCAGCUAUAAUCCACCACACAAUCUCCAAACACCAAUACAAACUCUCAAAAACAACCCAAUUAAAAAGAACUUACCCGACACAGACAUAUUACAUCAUCACCGCUGCUUUGUUAAUGUGGGACGGGGCAUUAUGAUCCCGGACGAGCCCUGAUUCAUGACAGCCCAGGUCAUCCAGGGUCAGGAAAGUAACAAAAACAGAUGGAAAAAUGGUGAAAUAAAGAAGUAAUUAAAUGUACAGGGUUGUAAAAGGGAACGUAACAAAAGUGGACUAAAAUAUUUACGAAAAUGUGUAAAACAAAAGAAGCAAAGACAGCAAGUCCAACAGAAAACAAGCUUUGUGUCUCAGAAAACUGGUCACGUGGCUGAUUAAAAAUGAGUGACAAAACUAAGAGACACUGUAAAUGUGAAGGAAGAGAUUGGAGACCAGACAGAGAGAUGAAAGAAGUUUAUCUGAUCAGAUGAAUGAAGUUACAGACAUCGGCACGUGUUAUGUUCAAGGGAGUUUUUCCAGUAUUUACAGCCGGAGAAAGGUACUAUCUAUAGACGACUGCUCCUAUAACGACUUAAACUCAUUCUACACACUGUCUGUACAAGGUCAGAAAUGGAUAAACCGUUAGCUGUUCACAGGAAGGUAGAAUAAUGUCUCUAAAAGAUGCUGCGGUCACUGAAAAGAUGGAUUACACGACGUCAGUUCAACCUGAAGAUGAAGAGCUGUGUCAUGUGACAGAAGAGUCGACAUCGUAAAAUAAGUCUGUGUCGCGUUUUUACUGAGAAACAAGUUCACCUCCAUGUUUAAGACUCACAGGAUCCAACACGAGGUUUAAGAGUAAAACAAAAAUCAUGCUCUCAAACACAUAACACAAAAACAAACACGAGUCACAGCCUACAAACAGAAUCGAGCGACGAAGGACAACGAGAGACACAUAAAUCACAAAUACUAACGGCAAAUAAGUGUCUCAAAACGCACAAAGUUACACACGAGGACAAACAGGAGACGAAAUGAGACACAGACAGAAUGGACGACUGGACGCACAGGUCAGAGGACACAAACAGGUGAACUGAGUCUCCUUAAGUCGAGGGAGGAGCUGCAGGUGAGACGCAGGACGGGACAGGCGAGGAGACAGACGUCCAAUCACCAGCGAGAGAUCACACAGACAGAACAUGAGGAAACACACGAAAAAAACAAAUAACAAUGAGAAGAGCUUAAAUCCUACAGCCGUGACAGCCAAUCUGAGAGUAUGACAUCAUCACAUAUGACAUCAUCACUUAUGAUAUCAUCACUUAUGACAUCACCAUCAUAGUUUUGUAGAUUGGGACAUUGUAUUUUUGCCGUGAAAUAUCCAAAAGCUAAAUCCACAAUGUUUAACCUGAUCAUUUCUCUUAGACUAGACCCAAGAACUCACUGUGUCACAACAAAAAACUGUUUAACAUUAUUCAUUUUACGUGCUCCCCGUCUUUGGCCGAUAGAUGAUGGAGUUGUGUGUCGCUGGUGUUUAACUCUUCGUCACAUCGGCUCCAGAUCCUGCUGCUUUUCUGGGUCAUUUUCAGAACAAAUUCACUCAAACUGUUUUAUAACACGGCUACUAUUGUGAAGCUGAUGUGGAUUAUAAAAAGAUACAGCCCAAGUCUCUAAUUCUCUUACUCCAUGACGUCCAAACAGUAACACAACACAACACACACACAAACACACAUAUUCUGUUGUGUUCAAUGGAUUAUGUUAAUUUGAAUAUUAUUUACCUGAUUUUCUACUGUUGCCAUGACCCUAAACUCACUGUUGCAUCACCCACACUGCAGCAAACAAACAAACAAACAAACAAACAAACAAACAAACAAAUAAACUAAAAACUUACAACUGCCAAUUUGGGUAAAGUGGCACUGAUGCUUCACAGCCAGAUGGUUUGGGGUUCGAUUCCCGGGUCACAGGCCUCUCUGUGUGGAGUUUUGCAUGUUCCUCCACAGUGACACUGACAGACGGGUCAAAUGCAGAGGACUAAUGACCCAUCCGUCCAUGUCCUUCCUCUGAUCCGGGGCGAGGUCGGGGGCAGCAGUCUGAGCGGAGACUCUCAGACUUCCCUCACCCCAGACAUGUCCUCCAGCUCCUUCUGUGGGACCUCAAAGUGUUCCCAGGCCAGAAAGACACAGUCCCUCAGUAAAUGACCCUGUGGAAUAAAACUCACCUGAUCCUCUGACUGAACCAGUGGGUUUUUGAUCAUUGACGUGUUUCACUCUCAGAAAUCUACAGCUGUGAUUC